UGAGACUUCAGUUGGAUGUUAGAGCUCUUAUUAGAGACAACGUUUAAUUUGUAAAUUUAAAAAAAUAUUUUGAGCAAUGAAAUAUUUAAGUGAAUUUUUGAAUCAUACAAUGCCUGCUAUGAGCUAUGGUCUUUCUGAAGAUCUGGUGCUCUCGUCACACACUAGGACGAGUAUAGAGGGUGCAUUUGUAACUAAAGUUGCCGGUUUCGGCGCUAUCAGUGGCGUAUUGGUGGCUGUUCUUAUCGAUUAUCUUUUUCACUUUGAGUAUAAAGUGUUCAAAAAGAAAGUGAAAAUUAAAAUGGAAGAUCGAGUUUGGCUUCAAAAAUUAUUUAUUUUAAUUACUUUAAUAUUAGUUAUGCCGUUCGUUUUAUCGCUGUUACUACUGGCUUCUUUUUAUAAAUUAAUUUGUUCUGUAAUAAUUAAGAGAAAAGACAAACAUUUUGCGGGAUUUCUUAAUAGUUUUGACGUAUUUUGGAGUUUAGAAGAUGACGCAACUAAGAGUAUCAUAAACGUGCUCGGCGUAAUCGAAUCCAAAUCAUCUCAAGAUUUAGUCGACCACAUCAGAGAAAAAUUACAGAAUGUAAUACAAAACUCAGAUGCGGAGAAAAUAUUUUAUAGAAGAAACGAGGAGUUCGGAUUUUACUACUGGAGAAAAUGUUGCUACAUAGAUAUCAAUCAAUAUGUGCGCAUCGUCGAUGUUUCGAAUAGCACCGAGCUCAAUGUAUCAGACUUAGAAGAAAUAAUGACCGAAAUAGCCUACCAACCUUUACCUUUUAAUGACGAGGGACUAUUUCAAAUAUUAAUAACAAAUCAAAAAUUAAAAAGUGAUAACAAAAACGACGAAUAUGGUGUUAUAUUUAGAAUACAUCAUGCUGUUGGUGAUGGCGUGGCUUUGAUAGAAUUUUUGUGUGAAUCAUUAGCAGAUAGAGAAAACGAAUCUAACGUAUUUUGUAUGCCAGAUGCUUACAAAAGUAACAGCAAAAAAACUCCCUCUGAUUUGAUGGAAAUGAUAAUGAAACUGUGUAAAAUGCCAGGAUGCUUAGUAAAUGGGAUUUUGAGGGUGCCAGAUAGAACUUCCUUACAUGGCCCGACGUUAAUUGGCAAAAAGCUUUUUAAGUGGACUGACUCGGACGAAAAUUUAUUUGACUUAGUAAAAGACAUAAAGAAACAUCCUGAAGAUCUGAAUUUUUCCGAUAUUUUAGCAACAUCUCUGUCUUGCGGCUUACGAGAUUAUUUUAUAAAGGAAAUUGAUCCAGCGCCUAAUACGGUUGCAGUAAUACUACCCGUUAGGUUUCAACAAAAGAAAACAGGCGUUUUAAAAUUGGAAAAUAAUUUUACUGUUAGUAUAUUGGAUUUGCCCAUUGGAUCUGAUAUUGGUGAUGUAAGAAGAAGUUGUAAUGGAUUGCGAGAGAGUGCUGAUCCUCUUACAAAUUUCUAUUUUCUGAAGAUUUGUAGUAUUUUUCCGAAAGAAAUACUUUUUCAUAUAUUUAACAGCAACCAAGCCACAAUGGUAUUUAGUAACAUGCCUGGACCCAAAGUCUUAAGCAUUUGUGGUGGAGUGAUGAAGUCUUUGGUAUUUUUCAUUCCAAAUAAGGGAAAUACAGGUUUAGGUAUAACCGCUCUGUGUUAUAACGGAGUGCUCAGAUUUGGAGCGAUGGCUGAUUCAGCGUUAGUGUCUAGUUCAGAUGAACUGGCUACAAUUUUGAAUGGAAUGGUCAAAGAAAUAAAAAGGUUGCAUAGAGAAUAUGUUAGUUAAUCGCAGCAGACUCAAAUGGCCUUAAUUUUGACUUCUCAGUAAAAGAUAUGGAGAAGAUCAAAACAGCUCAAGAUAGUGGAGUGCACAAUCACGAUCUUCAUCCAUUUGGUCUAAGCGAAGAUUUAUGUACACAUAUACGUAUAUAUUUUUUUAAUAUACAUAGAGUUAAAAAAAGAAA
Vanessa tameamea is the source of this 1934-nucleotide messenger RNA. RefSeq lists its product as uncharacterized. Lineage: Eukaryota; Metazoa; Arthropoda; Insecta; Lepidoptera; Nymphalidae. The coding region runs from base 77 to 1756 and encodes 559 amino acids. The record is from RefSeq and is a predicted model, not a curated record. The transcript is spliced from 6 exons. Gene Ontology annotation, cellular component: plasma membrane. Gene Ontology annotation, biological process: triglyceride biosynthetic process.